Messenger RNA from Diaporthe amygdali, 1335 nucleotides. Its product is annotated as Hyaluronan synthase 1. The transcript is spliced from 2 exons. Lineage: Eukaryota; Fungi; Ascomycota; Sordariomycetes; Diaporthales; Diaporthaceae. The record is from RefSeq and is a predicted model, not a curated record. The coding region runs from base 1 to 1335 and encodes 444 amino acids.
AUGGCUUCGAACUUGUUUAAUAAUGCCAAUGGCUACUUCGCCGAUAUGGCCCAGAACCUCUCGUCUACCGACCUCCUCUUCAUCUUUCUCUUCGUCUUUCGAUAUCUCCGAUUCAUCGUCCACUUGAUCACAGGAUGUGUCCUCUACAGCCCCGCUCGACAGAAGGAGAAGCCCCGCUACACCAGCUGUGAUGUGGCUGUCAUCAUCCCGACCGUGGCUCCUCACACCAAAGCCUUCCUGAACUGCUGUGAGACUAUACUUGGCAAUCGCCCUAUCAGCCUAGUCAUCGCUACGGUUGGUGUGAAGCUCAAGGAUGAUGUGCUCCAGAUCAUCGACACCCACAAGCUUCGUGAGCGGUUUCCGGACACAGCGACAAUCACUGUUAUUACGACCAACAAGGCCAACAAGCGUAAGCAGAUUGCUCGGGCUAGUCUCGAGAUUGACCCAACUUUCACGCCGAUCACAGUUUGUGUCGAUGAUCAUGUCUACUGGAAGCCCACCUUCCUGACUUCACUUCUUGCGGCCUUUGAUGACCCUGCUGUCGGUUUCGUCGGUACAAACAAAAAAGUCAUCAGAGACAAGGAGGGUGGCUUUUGGAAGUCCUACACUAACUUCCUGGCCUGCAUCUAUUUGUGCCGCCAUAACUUCCAGAUCCGCUCAGAGCCCUACAUCGAUGGCGGUGUCUUUGUCGUCUCCGGUCGCACUUCCGCCCUCCGAACCGAUAUCCUCCGAAACGAGAACUUCAUCGAUGGUUUUCAGAAUGAGCGCUUUCUGUUUGGCCUCCUGGGACCUCUCAACCCCGACGACGACAACUACAUCACCAGAUGGGUGCUCCGCAACGGAUGGAAGAUCCGCAUCCAGUACACCCCAAACUCCAGCCUCCGCCAGGCACAUACAUGGCGCCAUUUCCCCUGGAGUGUCUACGCCAUCUACAUCACCAGCCUCGUCAACUUUGCCAUCGUCUGGGACCCUCUCCUUGUCCGGACCCUCAUGCAUACCAAUUUCUACCUCGAGUCCGACAACCCCUCUCUCCUGGUCGCACUGAUGGUAGCCUGGAUCCUGGGAUCCAAAAUGGUCAAGAUCGCCCCGCACUUUGUGGACCACCCGUCCGACCUCGUCUGGCUCCCCGGAUACCUCGCCUUUGCGUACUGGCACUCGUUUGUCAAGCUGUACUGUGGCGUCACUUUCUGGAACCACGGCUGGAAUGGCCGCAACUUGGGCUUGACCGAGAUCGCCUCUGUCCAUAACUUGGACAAGGAGAAACUUGUGGCCUUUACCAGACCUCGAACCAUGCGGGGCAUCACUGGUCUUUACCGGUCGGACAAGGCGCACUGA